Pseudomassariella vexata is the source of this 774-nucleotide messenger RNA. RefSeq lists its product as uncharacterized. Bases 1 to 639 code for a protein of 212 amino acids. The record is from RefSeq and is a predicted model, not a curated record. The transcript has 2 exons. NCBI's taxonomy places the organism in Eukaryota, Fungi, Ascomycota, Sordariomycetes, Amphisphaeriales, Pseudomassariaceae.
AUGGAUUAUGCUGGACUACGGCGCAUAGGCAUACAGCAACUAGGCUGUCGUGCUAUUGUCGAUCGCCGACAUGUGUAUCAGGAAGUUGCAGAAGGCGUUGGUGUACACGAGGAUAACAACAGACGCUGUUUCAAAGGGGCAACAAGUGUUAGCGCGAUACCGGUAAUACGAGCUAAUAUAAACCAGCGCAAGACGACAUCAGACAUGCGCGAUUCUCGCCCGGCGCCUGUAGUAGCUAUGCAGACCUACUUGCCUCGUCAGCUUGUCAAGCCUAUUAACACGUCUAGUACCUGUGAUCUGCCUUUCUGCCUCGAGCAACAGCGUCCACAGUUGUGGAGAACAGAUGGUGAGGUCUUUGCGACAGGUCACAUAGAUGCCAUUGUUUCACCGCCCAGCACGACGGGCAGGACGGAACUUGAGGUGAAGUUUGGCCAACCCCCGUCAGGGUUGAGCGGGUCUUAUCAGCAUCACAAACACACAUUAAGCCUGCAACAGGUAGCUUAUCCUUGGCCACUAUCACAAGUAGAAACAAAACAAAAGGCCCUUCCGUCGGGGGCUGCCUCAUCGCCAUGCAUGAAUAAGGCAUGGGUGGGUUAUCGUGAACAGGCAAACUGGGGUUUACCGCAGUUCUCGACCUAAGCUCUUGGUAGAGCCCAAUAGAAGGUGUCUAAGCUUCAGCCAAUGAUGACUCAAAGUCUUCCCUUUUUGCAUCAGCUUCGCGAGGCAGUUGCAAGCUUACCAAGUAGACUCCAUCAAGGGCAUAAUAAUAUGGAG